UUCUUACCACACUCGAGAGUAGAAGAGAAAAGUCAUGGCUGACAGGAUUCUGAAGGAGAAAUGGAGCCAAUUUAUCCAUUCAAUGGGCACAGGCACAACAAAUGGCUUGCUCGAUGAACUGUUGGAGAAAAGAGUGCUGAACCAGGAAGAAAUGGAGAAAAUAAGAGUUGAAAAUGUGACAGCAAAGGAUAAGGCGCGAGCUUUGCUAUCUUCUGUCAUUCCAAAAGGGCCGGAAGCAUGCCAAAUUUGCAUCAGUCACAUUUGUGAAAAUGACUAUCAUCUCGCUGGACUGCUGGGGCUUUCCUCAGGUGUUCAAUUUGAAAAUCACCUUGAUACAAAAGACUCUAUGGAGAUAUCUUCUUCCUCUUCAGCUCCACAAGCUAUGCAGGACACUGGAGUACUCACAUUCUCGGGUCCAGUAGGGGGCCUCAAACUCUGCCCAUUAGAGACAUUCCAGAAGAUGUGGAAAGACAAGUCAGAAGAGAUUUAUCCAAUGAUAAUGAAAAGUCCAGCCCGCACCCGUCUUGCCCUCAUUAUCUGCAACACAGAUUUUGACAAUCUUCCCAGAAGGGCUGGAGCUGAUGCUGACAUCAGAAACAUGAAGACGCUGCUAACAGGUCUGGGGUACAGUGUGGAUGUGAGAGAAAACCUCAAUGCUUUGGACAUGGCUACAGAGCUGAAGGCAUUUGCUGACCGCCCGGAACACUGCUCUUCUGACAGUACUUUCCUAGUCUUCAUGUCUCAUGGAACUAGGGCUGGUAUUUGUGGGAAGAAUUACUCUGAGCAAUGUGCAGACAUACUAAAUGUCAACACUAUCUUUGAGAAGUUAAAUACCAAGAACUGUCCGAAUCUGAAGGACAAACCCAAGGUGAUCAUCAUUCAAGCCUGUCGUGGUGAAGAUGACAAUUUCAAAAAUCCACUUAAGGUGCUGGAAUCUAUGGGAAAAACUGUUGCAACUAGUUUUAUGGAUAAUUUGGUGAAAAAAAAUGUGCUGAAAUUAGAGAAAGAAGAAAAGGAAAAGUUUUAUAAUGCCAAAACACAUGAAAAGGCCCAGAUCUUGAUGUCUUCUAUGCGGGAUAAGCACCAUGAGAACAGUCAAAAGUUUUAUCAAACCUUUUUAAACAUUGGACAAAACUCUACUGAAAUCCAAGAGAAUAUCCUAGGAUUCUGGAGAUCUCCUGAGGGGCUGAAUUUCCUGGAAUCUGGAAAGGAGAGCUUGUUGUCCCUGCAUGGCUUUCAGAACAAAUUCUCAAAAGUGUUUCCAGAAACCAAGACUAUACCAGAAAACUUAGAAGAAGCUACAGCUACUCUCAAGCUCUGUCCUUCUGAAGACUUUCUGAAGCUGCGUAAAGAAAAAGCUGAAGAGAUCUACCCAAUAAAGGAGAGAAAGGAUCGCACUCGCCUGGCCCUCAUCAUAUGCAAUAUAGAGUUUGACCACCUUCCUCUGAGAACUGGGGCUAAUCAUGACAUCGCAGGGAUGAAGAAGUUGCUUGAGGACCUGGAUUAUUCUGUGGAUGUUAAAGAGAAACUCACAGCCAAGGAUAUGAAAUCAGUGCUGCAGGAGUUUGCUGCUCGGCCUGAGCACAGUUCCUCAGACAGCACAUUUGUGGUGCUCAUGUCUCACGGCAUCCUGGAUGGCAUCUGUGGAGUUAUGCACAGUGACAAAAAAGAAGAUGUGCUACCUUAUGACACGAUCUUCCAGAUACUCAACAACCGCAACUGUGUCAGUCUGAAGGACAAACCCAAGGUCAUCAUUGUACAGGCCUGCAGGGGUGCAAACCGUGGAGAAAUUUGGGUUAGUGACUCUCCAACGACCAUGGCUGACAGCUCGUCAGAGUCACCCGAGAGCCUGCAGGAUGAUGCCAUUUACAAGACCCAUGUGGAGAAGGACUUCAUUGCCUUCUGCUCUUCCACGCCACAUAAUGUGUCCUGGAGAGACGUCAGAAAGGGCUCUCUCUUCAUCACACAGCUCAUCUCUUGCUUCCAAAAGUAUUCCUGGUGCUGUCACCUAGAGGAAGUAUUUAGGAAGGUCCAACAGUCAUUUGAAAAGCCACGCGUUAAAGCACAAAUGCCCACCAUCGAGCGACUGUCCAUGACAAGAUAUUUCUACCUCUUUCCUGGAAACUGAAAAUAACCCCAGUGCGAUAAUACUGCUUCCUGGCAGGGAUGAGGAGUAUUUUAAAGGACGUGCCACUCUGAAAAAGAGGUGUGGAAGAAGCCAAACUAAUUAUGUGCAAUAUGUACUAAUCUCACCAAUUAGAUAAAUUACUUUGCUCCCCAUUGUGAGACAUUAACAGAAGGCUAGAAAGAUGGACAGAAGUUACCCUCCUAGUUUAGAUUCCUCCUUUUAGUACAAAUGAGUGCCUCCUUUAUAGGCC
Molecule: messenger RNA, 2378 nt
Organism: Ochotona princeps (American pika)
Lineage: Eukaryota; Metazoa; Chordata; Mammalia; Lagomorpha; Ochotonidae
Product: caspase-13-like
Exons: 15
Coding region: 35-2128 (697 amino acids)
Biological process (GO): regulation of apoptotic process; proteolysis
Cellular component (GO): protein-containing complex
Molecular function (GO): caspase binding; cysteine-type endopeptidase activity
Source: RefSeq, a predicted model, not a curated record